Molecule: messenger RNA, 2427 nt
Organism: Trichogramma pretiosum
Lineage: Eukaryota; Metazoa; Arthropoda; Insecta; Hymenoptera; Trichogrammatidae
Product: dynein regulatory complex subunit 3-like
Exons: 9
Coding region: 681-2402 (573 amino acids)
Molecular function (GO): protein binding
Source: RefSeq, a predicted model, not a curated record
CUUUUAGUACACCAGCGGCAGUUUUCUACUGUCCGUCAGAGUUCUGGGUAAUAAUGCGGCUACAGUGCGUUGGGUCGUUUACGAUGACAGUCGCAAAUCUCGAAUCAGAAUUCCGAAAAACGAGGGCACAAAAACGCGAGUCUUCUUUGUUUGCUGCUGCCAUCGUUCUGAGUGGGGGUAAUUUUGAACGGGCAGUUGGUGAUUGACGAGUCGAGGGUUGUUGACGAACGUUCGAUUGUUGGCAAUGUUGGUAGGUGUUGCAAGGGAGUAUAAUAAACGUUGCCACUAUGGGGCAGACUUGCUGUGCAUUCGUCGAUUGAAUACGUUAACGUAACUGCAUGUCAUGUGAGAUCGAGUGAAAAAUACCGCGCACGGACACGGAUUUGAGUUUUCUGCAUCAUGGGGAUCGCAGAGUCAUCGUCGGAAUAUGUUGUGAUAAAUGCAGUCGAAAAGGCUCGAGAUUGGCCUUAAUGCGUUGCGAAUUGCGAAAUUGUUGUUUUUUGGUGAAGUGAGUUUAGUGCAAUUAAUUCAAGCGGUGCGAAAUGGGAAACGUCAAAAGGGCCGCGUGCGGUAACCGCGGCAACCGCGACGCUCCGAGGUUAAAACAAGCUGCAGCAGAUCCAGUUCGGUGAGUGCAAAAUCAUCGUCGUCGGUUAUCGUCGUCGCCGCGGCCAACCAAGAUGCUGCAGACGUACCAGCCGAAGAAGCACGAGGUCGUGACGAAGGAGCUGCUGCUGAGCCUGGCGAACGAGCAGCAGCCGCGCAGGAAGCGCAAACGCAACAUCAACUCGCUCGACCAGGUGCAAGAGAUCAGGCUUGAGUAUAGAAGCAUCCUCAAAAUAGACUGCCUGUGGCCGCUGUCGAAUCUGGUCAAGCUCAAGCUCAACAACAACGACAUCGAGAAGAUCGAGAAUCUCGACAGUCUGGUGCACCUGUGCGAGCUUGAUCUCUCCUUCAACAAGAUCAAGAAGAUCGAAAAUCUCGACAACCUCAAAAUGAUCCACGUAUUGUCGCUCUACGCCAACGAGAUCGAAGUGGUCGAGGGUCUCGACAGCAUGACCCAUCUAAGCAUACUAAGCCUGGGCAAAAACAGCAUCUUUGAUCUCGAGCACGUCCUGUACCUGCGCAAGUUUAAGGAGCUGCAGAGCUUGCAAAUGGUCGGGAAUCCAUGCACCGAGCGCAGCGGCUACACGAGCUACCUCCUCGCCUUCGUGCCGCAACUGGUCUAUUAUGGCUACAAAAUGAUCAGCUCUAAGCAGAGGGAGGACGCCGCCGAACGACACAGACGAGCGCUUGCCAAUGUCCUCGAGGCCGAGGCCAAAAAACAAAAGGAACUGGAAGUAGUGCAACACCAGGAGGACAAGGUGGCCCAACUCUCCAAGUCGUACGUUGAGUAUCUCGACGAGGAUUGCCUCUUUGACCUCAUGUACGAGAACGACGAUGACGGGAAGAUUCUGGCCAAGCUGAACCAGGAAACCGAGGUAGCCAACGCCCAGUACCGGCAGCGCUUCUCGGCCGUCUGCCACGAACUGUUCGAGCUCGGACUCAAGGAGGACCAGAAGCGCCGAGCCGAGAUCGACGCUCUCAACAGCGUCGUCGAGGCCAGCAUCUGCGCUGCCACGAUCAAGGCUCGCAAAAUCAUGGACAGCGUCCAGAGCAAGAGGGCCGAAAUCAGCGUGCGCAUAACGCAGAUGUUGCGCGAGGCCGCCAUCAGCGCCGAGGACGCCGAUCUCGACGACGAGACCAUCGACCAGAUCGACAAGCUGGCCAAGCAGCUGUCCAACGAGUUCCACGCCUACGUGAACAACGUCUGGAAAAAGCUCAUGCGCGAGGAGACGCUGCUGCACGAGCAGAUCGAGGAAAUGAGUAAAAUGUUCGAAAUCAACAUCAACGACAUGGUUUCAGCUUUCCUGGAGCUCGCACAGGACUUUUUCGCUCGUUUACGCUCCCUGGAAACCGAGUACAAUGAGACUCUGGUGCCGAUCGUUGUGGCUUUCUUGGGUGCCGUUGACGAGGAGGACAAGACUCCAUUUUUGAUAUCCAUAAUUGAUGACAAAGAUGCUUUCAACAAUUGCCUCGCCGGCUCGCAUUUUUCCCACUUACAGGUCAUAGAUGAUCGGCAAGACCGUAUGCUGAAUCGUCUGAAGGACUGGCAAGCUACGUUUUUGAAAAAUUUGGUCGACGAUGAAAUUGAAAGGAGUCGCAGCCGCAUCCUUGAAAUAUCACACUAUUUGAAUUAUCAUCGUGAAAAUGCCACUGUAGCUAAGAUUCUCGGUCAGCAAUCUUCGCAACUUGAACAUCUUUCCGAAGAGCACGAAGAAGAUCUCGAAGAAGAUCAGGAUGAAGCUAAGGAGGCCUUGCCGGGUGACAACGACAGUAAUGUUACUUUAAUUGAUCUUUAAUUUUUUUACCUUGAAUAUAUAUUUU